Molecule: messenger RNA, 1563 nt
Organism: Fonsecaea multimorphosa CBS 102226
Lineage: Eukaryota; Fungi; Ascomycota; Eurotiomycetes; Chaetothyriales; Herpotrichiellaceae
Exons: 6
Coding region: 1-1563 (520 amino acids)
Biological process (GO): transmembrane transport; carbohydrate transport
Cellular component (GO): membrane
Molecular function (GO): carbohydrate:proton symporter activity
Source: RefSeq, a predicted model, not a curated record
AUGGACAAGGAUAUUGAGAUCAGAAAAGAGCCUGCGGGCCUCAUUGCAACCGCGUCUAUCGACGACAUCAAUGCCGAAGCACGCACAGCCACUGACAAAGAGCAUAAUUAUUCUUUCUGGGAAGCUGUGAGGUUGUACCCAGCAGCUGUCGGAUGGUCUCUCUUCUUCUCACUGGGUGUUAUAAUGUGUGCCUUUGAUCCGCAACUUUUAGGUCAGCUGUAUGCGACGCCAGCAUUUCAGCGUGACUUCGGUUACCUCUACGAUGGGAGCUAUAUUGUCUCAGCUCCAUGGCAGACUGGCCUGAGCAUGGGCUCGCCCAUCGGCCAAGUCGUUGGAGCUUUUUUCGCGGCUUACCCAAUGGAGUGGUUCGGCCGCAAAAAGACCUUCGGAGCUUGUGUCAUUCUCACCACCGGUUUUGUCUUUAUCCAGUUCUUUGCGAGAUCGCUUCCUGUUCUACUCGUUGGUGAAUUGCUCGGAGGUUUAGUCUUGGGAAGCUAUGCUGUGAUCGCCCCGGCGUAUGCCUCAGAGGUGUGCCCUUUGGCCCUUAGAGGUGUUUUGACAUCUUGCACGAACAUCUGCUUCGUGACAGGCCAAUUGAUUGCAAAUGGUGUCAUCGCUGGGACACAUGUACUUGACAGCCACUGGGCUUAUAGCGCGCCGUUCGCAGUCCAGUGGCUUUGGCCGCUGGUCAUUCUGAUUGGUUUGCCGUUUGCUCCUGAAAGCCCGUGGUGGCUGCAACGACAAGGUCGUUUUGAGGACGCUGAAAAGGCUCUCAAGCGACUGGCCUCACCAAAAGUCGACGUCCGACCUACACUGGCCAUGAUCAUCGAGACGGACCGACUGGAGAGGGAAAUUGAAGCUGGCUCCACUUACCGGGAUUGUUUCAAGAAGAUCAACAUCCGCCGAACAGAGAUUGCCGUCGGUGUUUACACUAUCCAAGUUCUUUCUGGCAUCUACCUUGUCGGCUAUGCCACUUAUUUCUUCACCCUCGCUGGCCUACCCUCCGACCAAGCAUUCAACAUGGGCGUGGGCUUCCUCGCCAUCGGCUUCGUGGGUACUUGUCUCUCCUGGAUAUUGUUGAUCUACUUUGGCCGCCGAACCAUCUACAACACGGGCCUGGCUCUCCUGGCUGUCCUCCAGAUAAUCAUCGGAAUCCUCGAUUGCGCGCCCAACUACGACAACAGGCCAUCCAUUUCUUGGGCCCAGAGCGUGCUGAUGCUGAUCUGGAACUUCAUCUACGACCUGUCCAUUGGACCCGUGUGCUUCGUCCUCCUCUGCGAAGUGUCGGCCACCAGAGUCCGCGGAAAGACCAUCGCCAUCGCCACCGCGGUUCAGGCCAUGGCCGGUAUAGUCAUGACCGUAGCCAUUCCCUACAUGAUCAAUCCCGAUCAAGCGGACAUGCGAGGGAAACUCGGCUUCUUCUUCGGUGGACUGGCAGCGCUGUGCCUGACUUGGUCAUACUUCCGAGUUCCUGAAUUGAAAGGGAGAACUUUCCAGGAAGUCGACAUCAUGUUCGAGCGCAACAUCAAGACAAGAGACUUCAAGCACUAUGUGGUGGCUUAA